This is a messenger RNA of Sinocyclocheilus rhinocerous, 1318 nucleotides long. RefSeq names its product RNA-binding protein Musashi homolog 1-like. The transcript has 14 exons. The record is from RefSeq and is a predicted model, not a curated record. Lineage: Eukaryota; Metazoa; Chordata; Actinopteri; Cypriniformes; Cyprinidae. Gene Ontology annotation, molecular function: mRNA binding. Gene Ontology annotation, biological process: regulation of translation; central nervous system development. The coding region runs from base 117 to 1169 and encodes 350 amino acids. Gene Ontology annotation, cellular component: cytoplasm.
GCCCGUCCUCCUCCAGACGGGCCCUCCCUCCCCCACCCCCUCGGGCCACCCGCUCUUGAGUUGGAGAGUCCUGGCUCCCUUUCGGAUCACAGUCCGGGCAACAGAGGGACACGGGAAUGGACACAGAAGGGAGUCAGAGCAGCCUGUCGUCCUCCACGCAGGACUCCCCACACGACCCCUGCAAAAUGUUCAUCGGCGGGUUGAGCUGGCAGACGACACAAGAGGGGCUGAAGGAAUACUUUUGUAAAUUCGGCGAGGUGAAGGAGUGUAUGGUGAUGCGGGAUCCGGUUACGAAGCGGUCGAGGGGGUUUGGAUUUGUCACCUACGUAGACCAGACCGGUGUGGAUAAUGUUUUGGCCCAAAACAGACACGAGCUGGAUUCAAAAACAAUUGACCCUAAGGUGGCCUUCCCACGUAGAGCUCAGCCGAAGCUGGUAACAAGAACAAAGAAGAUCUUUGUUGGAGGAUUGUCUGUCAACACCACCAUCGAAGAUGUGAAACAGUAUUUCGAUCAGUUUGGAAAGGUUGAUGACGCGAUGCUAAUGUUUGACAAAACCACCAACAGGCACCGAGGUUUUGGCUUUGUGACAUUUGAGAAUGAAGACGUGGUGGAAAAGGUCUGCGAGAUCCACUUUCAUGAGAUCAACAACAAGAUGGUGGAGUGCAAAAAGGCACAGCCGAAGGAAGUGAUGUCACCGACAGGUACGGCGCGAGGCCGCUCCAGGGUGAUGCCCUACGGCAUGGACGCCUUCAUGCUGGGUAUCGGCAUGCUGGGUUACCCAGGGUUCCAGACGGCCACUUACGCCACUCGUGGAUACACAGGAAUCACACCAGGAUACACAUACCAGUUCCCAGAAUUCCAUUUAGAACGGACACCCCUUCUGACUUCCUCUCACCCCCCAGAGAUCACAGCCAUUCCACUGACGGCCUACGGUCCAAUGGCAGCGGCCGCAGCUGCAGCGAUGGUCAGAGGUUCCACCCCCUCACGUACCGCUGGCUUCCUGGGCACCAGCAGCCCUGGGCCAAUGGCAGAACUGUAUGCAGCAGCCAAUCAGGAUUCAGGAAUCAGCGGCUAUAUCAGUGCGGCAAGUCCCGUCCCCAGCACAGGGUUCGGACAUGGACUUGGGGGUCCUUUGAUUGCAACGGCCUUUACCAAUGGCUACCACUGAGGGGCGUCCAAUCAGAGUCCAGCGUGGGAGGAGAAACUCACGCACUUGUGAACCGCGAGCACCGCUGACGACGUGACGUGCUUAUGGGACGAACCCCACGGGCGGCUGCGGUCCCCCUGACUCCGCUCUGGAGUUUCCACCUUUUCUUU